Messenger RNA from Sphaerodactylus townsendi, 1433 nucleotides. It is a transcript of the gene GPANK1, whose product is annotated as G-patch domain and ankyrin repeats 1. The transcript has 3 exons. The record is from RefSeq and is a predicted model, not a curated record. Bases 150 to 1199 code for a protein of 349 amino acids. Gene Ontology annotation, molecular function: nucleic acid binding; protein binding. Lineage: Eukaryota; Metazoa; Chordata; Lepidosauria; Squamata; Sphaerodactylidae.
UGGACUAUAAGUAGCGCUGGUCUGUUCCAGCAGAGUGCCUUUUAUAGUUUGGAAGCUGAUUUGGAUCUUGCUUCUCCCAGGAACUCAGAGCAGUUGAGAUGCCCAUGAUUACAAUUCUCACGUCCUAGCCAGCCCCACUCAGUAAUGCCAUGAACCGUGGCCCGCAACUGAUCGCUUUCACUCGUGCCCAGGAAGAAUCAGAUCGCUGGAGAGAUGGGCAUGUUCAGAAAAAAAGCCGUCGAGUCCCCCCUGUUGCCGGCCAGGCGGAAGAAAAUGCAGAGGGAGAAACAGCCCGCAAUUUCUACGAGAGCCUGUUACUUUCAAGCGAUCCUGGCAAAGCUUCGCCGAGGAAGCACAAAGUGCGUUCUGCACGCCCACCAGCACAGGAAGCUUCUCACAGCCAGACAGACCCUGCACAGACAGAUACCCGCAAGGGAAACCAGCUCUUGAAAGCUGCCCAAGAGGGGAACCUGAAAGCCCUGCAGGCAUUGGUGGAGAAGGACAGGUGUGAUGUGAACUAUAGAGAUGAUUAUUAUUGGACAGCCACAAUGUGUGCAGCUUAUGCUGGGCAGACGGAGGCUGUAAGGUAUCUUCUGAACCACGGCGCUGCCUGGGUGGGUGUUUGUGAGACGCAAGGCCGGGAUGCUGUGGAUUUGGCAGAAGAAGCUGGGCACCAGGCUGUGGUGGAAGUCCUCCGGGAAAGCGAAAGGCCUUGUGUGAAGCAGGAACCCACUAGUUCACAGACACCGCCUGAGAGAAAAUACUGCGCCGUGUGCCAGGCUCACUACACCGAGGAUACGGUGGCCCUCCACGAGCGCUCCACCGCCCACCUUUUCAAUCGGCGCGAUCCCCUACCCCCGACGCGAUACCACAUCCCUGAAAACAACGUGGGCUUCCAGCUGAUGGUCAAAGGGGGCUGGGACCAGGAAGCUGGCUUGGGACCGGAGGGGGCUGGCCGCAAGUUCCCAAUCCAGACUGUUCUCAAGCGGGAUCAGAAGGGCCUGGGUUUCCACAGCAACCUCAAGCCCAAGGUGACCCACUUUGAUCCCCACGACCAACGCGCUGUGGAGCAGCCCAAAGGACAGUGGCUCAGAACAGAAAGAGCCGCCACUGUGGGGAAACGCGAGGCCCGGCGUCGGGAGGCCAAAGCUAAGGCUUGGGAGCGCAACCUCCGCACUUACAUGAACCUUGACAUUUGAACUCUCACUGGGCAGUGGAGCAUCGUGCGCUGUGUGGAACCACUUACACCUUCCUUUGCCUCAGAGAAACUGAAUUGGUACAGAGAGAUCUGGAAGAGAAGGAAGCCGGGAACUGCUUCCCUUUGGCAGCCUGGGUGGGCCGCUAGAAUGAUAAUCUCCUUGCAUGUCAUUGAAGUAGGGUGGACUUCUAUGUACAGCUUUAAAAGUAGAUCAAUAAAUAAUGUGUCAAAGUUA